UGCCACGUCGCUUUUCCUUUCCCUCCCGUUCGAAGUCCUUCCCCUUCCCAAAUUCCCUCUUCCGCCUCCUUUCCCCCAUCGUCUCUCAUUUCGUUUUCUCCUCUUCACUCUUUCUUCCCCGAAAUCUGCAUACCCAUCGUCUUCUUCACUCUUAAACCAUGAAUAUCUUCAGGUUCGCCGGCGAUAUGACCCACUUGAUCAGUGUUUUAGUUCUUCUCCUCAAAAUCUACGCUACCAAAUCAUGCUCCGGAAUUUCACUCAAGACUCAGGAGUUGUAUGCCCUUGUCUUUCUGACCCGGUAUUUGGAUCUUUUAACGGACUUCAUAUCUAUCUAUAAUACUGUGAUGAAGCUGAUUUUUAUAGCAAGCUCUCUAGCAAUUGUUUGGUGCAUGCGGGUGCAUCCAAUCGUGAGGCGGUCGUAUGAUAAAGAUCUUGACACUUUUCGUCAUUAUUUUCUUGUUGCUGCAAGUUUCAUUCUCGCCCUUUUAGUGAAUGAGAAGUUUGCGUUUCAAGAGGUCUUUUGGGCGUUUUCAAUAUACUUGGAGGCUGUAGCAAUUCUUCCUCAAUUAGUUUUAUUGCAACGAAGUGGGAAUGUGGACAAUUUGACCGGCCAUUACAUCUUCUUUCUUGGGUUCGUAUAUUUCAUUUAUCAUUGGUGGUGGUGCUUUAUUGAAGAAUUACUUUUCUGCCAACCUCAUCAGUUUUUAAAUAAUAUGACCAGUCAUUCUUUUUCUAUUCUGCAGUAUGUAUUUGAAGUAAUUUUAUCCUUUAGAGCCAUGACCAAUAUCCAAAACAAUGAAUUUUCUAAAUGACAUAUAUAAAUGGGUUUUUAGGUUCACAUGGUAAGGAUUUGUAUCACUUGAUACCCUGAAAAUUUAUAUAUUUCAUUAAGUAGAUUCCAACAAAGAUAUUAAAAUCUUUUGGAUGCAUGAUGAUGUUCAUUUCGACUGGUUCAUGAAAUACCCUCCACGUUCAAUGUCAUUGGACUAAGCAAGCCAUGCAUUACAUAUCCAAUAUGUUCUUUAAGAAAAUUUGUCUAGGUUUGUUAUAAAUCUAUGAUUGUUACCGGACCUUUUGUCAUGGGGAAGGCUUCCACAAGCAGUUGGUACAUGAUAUUUUUUCUACCAACGGUAUAGAACUUUCUGGUUGAUCUUCUUGAAAAGAAGCUUUAUUUUAGCUAAGAUCCUAACUUCUUCUUGGUUUACCCUUUCAAGCUUGUUCUUUAAAUAUAGUUUUUUUUUUUUUAUUGGAACUAAAAUCAAU
This is a messenger RNA of Cucurbita pepo subsp. pepo (vegetable marrow), 1263 nucleotides long. The record is from RefSeq and is a predicted model, not a curated record. NCBI's taxonomy places the organism in Eukaryota, Viridiplantae, Streptophyta, Magnoliopsida, Cucurbitales, Cucurbitaceae.